CAAAACCGCAAGUAUUGUUUACUUUCCGGAAUAUUACAAGAUAAUUUCUUAUGAAUGCACAAUGAAAUUUAAGAAGCACACACGUUUCUUACAAAAUUGUAUCCAAUGUCGAAGAUGUUAUUGCAAUAUGUUACCUUCGAGUGAAGUGAAACUUAUAAAACGCAAGCAAACAGAACCUAACCUAAAAUGUGAAAAAGUUGAACCAAAACAAGAAAACUUUUCCAAAGAGUUUAGAGUUAAUGAUGUAAACAUACAGAUGAUAUCAAAAAAUAUAUAUGAGCAACUUUUUAAAACGCCCAGUGCUCCUGUGGAUCCUGAUGUAAUAAAAAGUUGUCAAGAGAGCCUAAUGAAACACGGUAUUAACUACAAACAGCAGACAUACAUGCCAGACGUAGAGUUGAAAUUGCCGAAAUUGGAGGGCAAAGAUAUAGUGGAGCAUUUCUACAAAAUUGGCGAGAAAUACAGUGCCCCAUACCGGGACCUGUUAAAGCAAAUGGCGGAGUGUGAAAUGCCUCCUGUUCCAAAGAAAUGGUUAAGAAGAGCAGGCUGGACUAAAUACACUGCGGACGAGACACAACCUGUCCCGUGUCCGUCGGAUGACGCUCUGGUGCUGGAUGUGGAGGUGCUCAUGUCUGCCGGCAGCAGCCCUACGUUGGCAUGCGCGGUGUCGCCAACGGCUUGGUACGGCUGGAUAAGCGAGUCGGUAGUGCACGAUGAACCACAAAAAUAUCAAGAGUAUAUGAAGUAUGAAGAUCUGAUUCCCUUGGAAACUGACGGGGUUCAACGCGUUGGGGACUUGACCAGGCCAAGAAUUGUAAUCGGCCAUAAUGUGUCGUAUGAUCGUAUCAGGAUUAAAGAACAAUACUGGCUGGAGAAAACAGGCGUUCGUUUCAUGGACACAAUGUCAAUGCACGUGUGCGUGAGCGGCGUGACGAGCUACCAGCGUGCGGUUCUCAAAGCUAAGAACAAGGAGGCGAAUCCGAGCGAUGACGAUUGGAUGGAGAUCAGCUCGCUGAACAACCUUAGCGAAGUACACAAUCUAUACUGCGGCUCGUCCAUAGACAAAUCGACUCGCGACAUCUUUGUCGAUGGUAACCUAGACGACGUUCGACAUAACCUUCAAGAGCUGAUGAACUACUGCGCGGGCGACGUCGCCGCGACCAGAGAGAUUCUAGUGGAGUUGCUCCCGUUGUUUCUGGAGCGGUUUCCGCAUCCGGUCACUUUGCUUGGCAUGUUGGAGUUGGGGUCAGCAUACCUUCCAGUGAACUCAAACUGGGUGCAAUACAUAGAUUCAGCGGAAACUGUAUUCGAAGAUUUGAAAUUAGAAUCCCGCCAAUUGCUAUCACGUAAAGCCGACGAGGCUUGCCGUCUCAUGGAGAACGAAGCGUAUAAAAAAGAUCUCUGGAUGUGGGACCAGGAUUGGUCGACGCAAAAACUCAAAUUAAAAAAGAAUGUAAAAAAGAAAAAAGAUUCGAACGAAGAAGUACAACCGGCCAGUGACGUUAUAAACGAAACCAAAGAAAUUAAAGUCAAUAGAGACUCUAAAAUUUUGAAUGAAGAAUACAUUAAAAGUAUAGAGUUUAGUGAUAAUAUAGAAGAUGCAAGGGAAUUUAAAGAGUUGAGCCAAAAGUUCUCAUAUUUGUAUGACAUGAAAGAAGCGUUGCCGGUGAAGCGGCCUUAUUUAGCCGGAUAUCCGGCGUGGUAUAGGAAACUUUGUACAAAGCCCGGGAAAGAUCCUGAUUGGACGCCGGGAGCUCAUAAUAUUACUACUAGUAUGCAGAUAACUCCUAAACUUCUCCGUCUAUCCUGGGAGGGUUACCCCCUCCACUACAUCAAGGGUGAAGGCUGGGGUUUCCUCGUGCCGUACAGUCGCCAUAGAUCUGAUGAGGAAGACGGAGAAUAUGGAGAACCUUGUCUACCCCUUGAGGAAUUGUUAGCGGCAUGUCCCAUGGCCUUUGUGAAGGAAUCCAGGGGCAGUGAUGAUGUGUAUAAUCUUACUAAAACUGUUGAGGAAGAUUUCGGUCGACGAGCGUAUUACGCUCGUAAAAAAAUUGACGAGCAAGCGGCGGCCAAUCAGUACCACGGGCUGGGCGUGUGGUGCGGAAUAGAGAUACAAGGAUGCUGUCAUUUCCUCCGGCUGCCUCACAAGGACGGCCCUAAGUACAAAGUGGGGAAUCCCCUCGCUCGGGACUUCCUGGACAUGUUCAGUCAGAAUGUUCUCACCGCUCAAGGAAACGAUGCUGAGAAGGUGUUAACGUUCGGCCGAAUGAUGUCGUACUGGCGCAACAACAGGGAGCGCAUAAUGGGGCAACAAGUUGUGUGGUUGCCUGCGGAUUUGUUGCCACCGCAGUUGCAAGAUGGCGGCCGCAAAUACGGAGCAAUCGUGCCGCAAGUUGUUGCGUGUGGGACGCUUACUAGACGUGCCAGCGAGCCCACGUGGAUGACGGCCAGCAACUCGCAGCCGGAGCGCGUGGGCUCCGAGCUGCGGGCGCUGGUGCAGGCGCCGCCCGGCCUCCGCUUCGUGGGCGCCGAUGUCGACUCACAGGAGCUAUGGAUAGCGGCGUUGCUCGGCGAUAGUUCACGGCAAAUUUGCGGCGGCACGGCCUUUGGCUGGGCGGUGCUCGCCGGCGACAAAUCGCGUCGCACCGACCUCCAUUCGCUAGUCGCAGUCGCAGCCGGCGUGUCGCGCGACCACGCCAAAGUCAUUAACUACGCCAGGAUAUAUGGCGCCGGCCAGAACUUCGCUGAACGACUGCUUAAACAAUUCAACCCCACUAUGACGAUAUCGGAGGCUAAAAGCAAAGCGGCUAAGAUGUUCGCCAGCACUAAGGGGCGCAGGGUCUAUACCUUGAAGAAGAAGUAUAUGGAAGGAUUCUUGGAUGAGGAUUUGGAGGAUAAGACGGUAGAAAUGACUGGCUACCAAGCGAUGCGGCUCGCAAAAUUGAGCGGUAAGAGAGUGGAGGAAAUGUUCGAGAGGCCCCGGUGGGUGGGCGGCACUGAGUCAGACAUGUUCAACAAGUUAGAAGAAAUUGCUGAAUCAGAAUAUCCAUCGACCGCAUUCCUCAACGGCCGCCUGUCCCGGGCUCUGGAACAUUCCCACGGGCGCUGGGGCGGAACCCGACUCAACUGGGCCGUACAGAGCGCAGCAGCAGACUUCUUACACCUCAUGUUGGCUAGCAUGCGACAUCUGGCGCCCAGAGCAAGGUUUUGCCUCAGCUUUCACGACGAAGUGAGGUAUCUAGUGGCCGACGAGCACAAGUAUGAAACAGCUUUGGCGCUGCAGAUAACCAAUCUUCUAACAAGGGCAUACUGUUCACAGAGGGUUGGCAUCAAUGAUCUGCCGUUAUCUGUGGCAUUCUUCACGUCCGUGGAAGUAGACCAGGUGCUCCGUAAAGAAUCCAACAUGGACUGUACAACUCCCUCAAACCCACACGGCCUGGAGAAAGGAUACGGCAUACCUAACGGAGAGUCACUAAAUAUCUUUGAUGUACUGCGAAAAUGUGAAAUAAAGACCUGA
Amyelois transitella is the source of this 3517-nucleotide messenger RNA. RefSeq names its product DNA polymerase subunit gamma-1, mitochondrial (gene tam). Bases 62 to 3517 code for a protein of 1151 amino acids. Gene Ontology annotation, molecular function: DNA-directed DNA polymerase activity; 3'-5' exonuclease activity; DNA binding. NCBI's taxonomy places the organism in Eukaryota, Metazoa, Arthropoda, Insecta, Lepidoptera, Pyralidae. Gene Ontology annotation, biological process: mitochondrial DNA replication. The record is from RefSeq and is a predicted model, not a curated record. The transcript has 18 exons. Gene Ontology annotation, cellular component: mitochondrion; gamma DNA polymerase complex.